Dentiscutata heterogama is the source of this 1694-nucleotide messenger RNA. The record is from the annotation of a GenBank genome assembly. Lineage: Eukaryota; Fungi; Glomeromycota; Glomeromycetes; Diversisporales; Gigasporaceae.
ACAAACAAAACACCUUGGCGUUACGCCGCCGAUUGCCGUAACCUAUCCCACCCCCAGAGAAAUUGAGGUCACAGAUUUACUGGUUCAAGAACUCACCGCACAGGGAACGUUCGAAAGUGAAGAAGAGAGCAAGCGACGUGAAGUCGUUUUAGGCAAACUCGAUAAACUUGUAAAAGAGUUCGUUUACAAUAUUAGUCGAGAAAAAAAAAAACUUCCAGAAGCUGAUGCCAAAGAGGCCGGGGGGAAAAUCUUCACUUUUGGCUCAUACAGGCUAGGAGUUCAUGGAGCUGGUGCUGAUAUCGAUACACUUUGCGUUGUUCCUAGACAUGUAACUCGGGAAGAUUUCUUUGAUGAAAUGCACAGAGUUCUUAGAAACCUUUCUGAAGUAAACGAACUAACUUGUGUACCUGACGCCUACGUUCCUGUUAUAAAAUUAAAAUUUCAAGAUAUCCCAAUUGAUCUUCUCUUCGCAAGAUUAGAGCUUCCUAAAGUUCCCGACGAGCUUGAACUUAAGGAAAACACACUUCUAAAAAAUUUAGACGAGACAUGUAUCAGAAGCUUAAAUGGGUCGCGAGUAACGGAUGAAAUAUUACGUCUUGUUCCAAGCAUACCAGCCUUCCGCACAUCUUUAAGGUGUAUAAAGCUUUGGGCAAAAAGACGUGCCAUAUAUUCUAAUGUAAUGGGAUUUUUUGGAGGAGUUGCAUGGGCAAUGUUAGUUGCUCGAAUCUGUCAACUAUACCCAAAUGCCAUAGCUGGUGCGAUCGUUUCACGAUUUUUCCGAAUUAUGCAUCAAUGGAGAUGGCCUCAACCAGUGUUAUUAAAGCCAAUUGAGGACGGACCGCUUCAAGUCAGAGUAUGGAAUCCAAAGAUAUAUCAUGGUGAUCGGUUUCACUUGAUGCCAAUAAUUACUCCCGCUUAUCCUUCAAUGUGUGCUACACAUAAUGUCACGCAAUCUACUAAAAAAAUAAUAGAGAGAGAAUUUGAGCGAGUCUCAUCUGAUUCUUCCGAAAGACAAUUGAAAUGGUUGGUAUUUUUUUUGGUAAAUAAUAAUAUUGGUAUUAAAGAUUAUAUCGUGAUUACUAGGUCGGGUAUGGUAGAGUCAAGAAUUCGCCACUUAAUAUCAAAGCUGGAAAGUGUCGAGAACCUUGAAUUAGCACAUCCUUUUGUGAAAGGGUUUGAUAAAAUUCAUCAUUGUACAAAUGAUCAAAUGGCGACUGAUGUGAUGCAUGGAAUUUUUGAUUCAACGUCAAUCACCGAUAAAAACAACAUAGAAUCAUCACAAAAUAGCACAGAUGCAGCGACUGCUCGUGUUAUAUAUACUACUACUUUCUACGUUGGCUUGGAUAUUAGUCGUAGAGAUCCUAGUACAAAAGCACCUAGACAAUUAAAUAUUUCAUGGCCGACCCAAGAAUUCAUAAAAUUGGUAAAAGUUUGGGACAAAUACGACGAAAAAUCUAUGGGCAUUCAUAUCAAACACGUAAAAAGUUCGGAAUUACCUCCUGAGGUAUUCGAAGACGGCCAGAAGAGACGAGAAGACUCAAAGAAACGAAAACGUGUACCUCCUGAAGUACCCGAGGAUGGCCAGGGGAAACGAGAAGAUUUAAAGAAACGAAAACAUGACGGACUUCCUGAGAAGAUAAAUGAAAGCUUGCACGAUUCUAUCCUUGCAGCUUGUGUCGAUAAUAACAAUAACA